Cricetulus griseus (Chinese hamster) is the source of this 852-nucleotide messenger RNA. NCBI's taxonomy places the organism in Eukaryota, Metazoa, Chordata, Mammalia, Rodentia, Cricetidae. The record is from RefSeq and is a predicted model, not a curated record.
ACGGCGAUGGCACCUGCCGCGUCAAGGCUGCGGGCGGAAUGCGAGCUCCCUUCGCUUCCGCGGCGAGCGCUCGCCCAGUACUUGCUGCUCCUGAAGCUCUAUCCCGUGUUCACCAAAGCGGUCAGCAGUGGCAUUUUGUCAGCCGUUGGCAACCUUCUGGCCCAAAUGAUUGAGAAGAAACAGAAAAACGACUCUCAAAGUCUAGAUGUCAGUGGGCUUCUCAGGUAUUUAAUUUAUGGGUUCUUUGUCACAGGCCCACUGAGUCACUAUUUCUACCUCUUCAUGGAGUACUGGAUCCCUCCUGGGGUUCCCUUGGCCACUGUCAAGAGGCUGCUGCUGGAUCGCCUGCUCUUUGCACCAACCUUUUUGCUGCUGUUCUUUCUCAUCAUGAACUUGUUGGAGGGGAAAGAUGUCAGUGCCUUCGCUUCCAAGAUGAGGAGUGGCUUCUGGCCUGCACUGCAAAUGAACUGGAGGAUGUGGACACCUUUGCAGUUCAUUAACAUCAACUAUGUGCCCCUGCAGUUCCGGGUGCUCUUUGCCAACAUGGCAGCUCUGUUCUGGUAUGCCUACCUGGCCUCUCUGAGGAAGUGAUGUCAGAUACACUGUGGAUGAGGUCUUGGGGAAUCUACCCACCAGCAGGAGAGAUCAGAAUCCCAUCAUUCAGGACAUCAUCUGACUAAAUUAUGUGAUUCAAGAUGCCUUAAAAUUAUAGGAGGAAAUGUGUUAGUGUCAGAAUGUCGUGUUUAGAGAGGCAACGCCAGACUCAGAAAGUAGAUAGAUAAUCGUAGUUGUCAUUGUAAACAAGGUAAAGGUUAAUAAACAGCGAUGCAGCUGCUUCCAUGGUGAUUGUUA